Naumovozyma dairenensis CBS 421 is the source of this 1296-nucleotide messenger RNA. It is a transcript of the gene ZNG1, whose product is annotated as GTP-dependent zinc transferase. The transcript has a single exon. The record is from RefSeq and is a predicted model, not a curated record. Bases 1 to 1296 code for a protein of 431 amino acids. Gene Ontology annotation, cellular component: cytoplasm. Lineage: Eukaryota; Fungi; Ascomycota; Saccharomycetes; Saccharomycetales; Saccharomycetaceae.
AUGUCUGCUUUGAAAGAUUUCAAAUAUAAAGAAAGUGAAGAUGGGGAAUUACCUUCCCUGGUGACUGGUUCUGAAACAAACUUGAAUGAGAUUUUAAGUAAUGUUAAAGGUGAUGGAGGUAUUAAUCUAGUCAAUAUUGAAAAAGUUGAUAGGUGCAAUCAGCAGAUCUCUGCACCUUCUAAUGAUAGUAUCUUCAUGGAGAAAAAAAUUCCUGUGACUAUUAUUACAGGUUACUUGGGAUCCGGAAAAUCAACUCUUCUGGAGAAGAUUGUACUAAAAGGAUCCGAUAUGAAAAUUGCAGUUAUUCUAAAUGAGUUUGGUGAUUCCAGUGAAAUUGAAAAGGCAAUGACAAUAAGGAAUCAAGAAUCUUCUACUCAAGAAUGGUUGGAUUUGGGGAAUGGUUGUCUUUGUUGUUCGUUGAAGAACGUUGGUGUUAAAGCCAUAGAAGAUAUGAUCGCAAGAUCACCUGGUAAGAUUGAUUAUAUUCUUCUGGAAACCUCGGGGAUUGCAGACCCUGCUCCUAUUGCGAAGAUGUUUUGGCAAGAUGAUGGAUUAAAUAGUAAUGUGUAUAUCGAUGGUAUUGUUACAGUAUUGGAUUCAGAACAUAUUUUAAAAUGUUUGGAUGAUAUAUCACCUGAAACCCACUGGCACGGCGAAAAUGUUAUUACUAAGGAGAACUUAACCAUUGCACAUUUCCAAAUAGCUAUGGCUGAUGUGAUAAUAUUAAAUAAGUUUGAUAAGAUUGAAAACAAUGAAAAACUGAUUAAUGAAGUAAAUGUAAAAAUAGGUCAAAUUAAUUCGACUGCCAAGAUACAUUUCACAAAAUAUGGUGAAUUACCAUUAAAUUAUAUUAUAGAUUUGCAUUCAUAUGAUAGAGUAAAUUUUACUAAUAAUGAGAAGUUAAUGGCUAGAUCUACUUUACAUGAUCCAAGGAUGAGUUCCGUCAUGUUGACAUUUAGGCCCUUCAAAAACAAUGACGAAUUUCUUCGAUUUGAAAAAAAAUUCUUACAAGUAUUGCUGUGGAAGGAAUUCGGUGUAACAACUGACACAUUUAAUAAUAAUAUGAAGAAGGAAUGGGAAAUUCAACGAACAAAAGGUCUUAUAGUGAUAAAUAAUGAAAAUUCGAAGAGUAAAGAUGAGAAAAUCGUUAAAGUGAUCCAAGGUGUAAGAGAUACUUAUGAUGUCCUUCCAGGCCAAAGCGAAACAUCGAAUUGUGAUGAAUGUAAGAUUGUAUUCAUAGGAAAAUAUUUGGAUCAAGAGAAAAUUCAAGACUUUUUAAGUACUGUGAUAAAUUAA